Messenger RNA from Vidua chalybeata, 2159 nucleotides. RefSeq names its product transmembrane protein 121-like. NCBI's taxonomy places the organism in Eukaryota, Metazoa, Chordata, Aves, Passeriformes, Viduidae. The transcript is spliced from 4 exons. The record is from RefSeq and is a predicted model, not a curated record. Bases 347 to 1582 code for a protein of 411 amino acids.
CUUUUAAAAUUAUCUUUUCUAGGCAAUAAAAGGGGUACACUAGGUAGGACACAUCCCAUCUUUACCUGGUCACUGCUUUACUUAAAAUCACUCUGUCAAAACUUCCAGUUGUUCGCUGCGGGUCUACCCAAAAGCCAUCUCAGGAUAGACAAGAAAUAGUGGAAGUCUGCAGCAUCACACUGAUCUUCUCUCAUUUUAGCCAUGCUGAAAUUAGGCAUCAGCAGUAGUAUGGCUAAUGUCAUGGGAAUUUCUUUGCAAAUGUAACAGAUUUUUAAAUUUUCUGUCUCCAUAUGCAGCAGAAUUGCUGCACCAGCUGCCCCCAAAUCCAAGGCUGCUUUAACAAAAGAUGCUGCAGUGCCAGUUUAGCGGAGAGCAGCAGUCAGUGGCACGGCAAGGUGCAAAUGCACCACAUCUGCUUGGAGCCUCCACAGCCAGAGCAACCUGUCAGCAAGUGAAAUCCAAAUGGGACAUCCAGAGUUUACUUCUGACAAAGGAGCACACAGGAAAGGAAGGAAUACCUGGAACAAGCAACCUUGAGAAUAAGGUUCAGGCUUCGCUGCCUCCCGCAACGUGCCAGGAUGCUGCUGGGCCCAGGGAUACACGACUGCGCCGGACGCCUGCUCCCUCAGCCAAAAAGCAGGAGUUCAGGAUGGUUCCCCCACCACCUGUCAGCAAGCCCCAUGUGUGCCUCUCCACAGUGCUCAUAAUGACCAGCCUCGUCCUCAUGGAUGCCUACCUGGUGGAGCAGAGCCAGGGCUCCAGGAAGUUGGGCAUCUGUGUCAUGGUGGCAGUGGGUGACAUAUGCUUCCUGCUGGUCCUCCGCUAUGUGGCUAUCUGGGUCGGGGCAGAGGUAAAGACAGCUAAGCGAGGAUAUGCCAUGAUCCUCUGGUUCCUGUACGUCUUUGUUCUGGAGAUCAAAGUCUACUUUGUAUACCAGAAUUAUAAAGCUGACCGGAAAAGCUUGGAUCUCAUAGCCCGCAAAGCGUUGACUUUGCUGCUCUCCAUCUGCAUCCCAGCUCUCUAUGUGUUGUUGGUGGCCACAGAGCACAUGGAGUAUGUCAGAACAUUCAAGAAGAAGGAAGAUCUCCGCAACCGCCUUUUCUGGGUCAUUGUGGACAUGCUGGAUGUGCUGGACAUCCAGGCCAACCUGUGGGAGCCUCAGAAGAAAGGGCUGCCACUCUGGGCUGAGGGCAUCAUGUUCUUCUACUGCUACAUUUUGCUCCUGGUCCUGCCAUGCGUGUCUCUGUGCGAGAUCAGCAUGCAGGGGAUCGGUAUCGUGCCGCACCGGAUGAUGCUAUACCCCAUGCUGAGCAUGCUCACCAUCAACAUCGCCACCAUCUUCAUCCGAGGCAGCAACAUGGUCUUCUUCAGGGAUGCCCGGGUCUCCAGCAUCUUCAUGGGCAAGAACAUGCUGGCCAUUGGGAUGAAGGUCUGUAUGUUUGUGCAAUACCAGCGGCACCAGCACCACGCUCCCCCGGGGCCGGACCCGCAGCACAGCACCCCGGCCCAGCCGCCCACGGGGCUGCGCAAGGCCCGGGACCAACCUGCCUGCCCCGAGGAGCUGGCCCAGGACAACACGUGACGAGCCAGCAGGAGCUAGAGCCUGGGCAUCCCCGUGCCUGGCUGUACCUACAAAUCCGAGGCAGGCUGCAGAGCUCCCUGCCUGGACAGAGGGCAAUGACCCUGCUCCCUCCUUCCCUGGGCGAAACGGCUCAGGGCCCCGAGGGGCACAUGGUGAGGGCCCCCACAGCAGCCUCUGUAAGGCUGCAGAGCAGUUUGGAACCUCAGCACCCCACUUGGUAAAACAGCGGAGCAGGGGACGAGGCCAGGGCCGCCUGCCAUGAGUUCUGUUUGGGUGAGGCCAGGCUCCCUAUCAGUGCUCCCUGUGCAGCACUGCUCUCUGGCCAGCCAGGGUACCACACGGGGACACAGUGGGUCACCCACUUUUCUGUUGUGGUUGGCCCUGGCUCCAAUGUAGUCCUUGGCAGCAGCCUGUUCCCCACUGUGUGAGCUGAGGUCCCCAUGCAGGGGGAACAAGGCCUGGGCGUCCCCCUGCUGUCACCCCUCUCAGCCAGCUGCAGGCCUGGGGGGACCCAAAAAGGGGUGACUGUCCUUUUUUUUGUAUCUCCCUCUUUGCAAUAAAAGACCUGAGCCCUGCA